AUGCAACCACCACCACCAGCUACCAAUGGUCCCGUCAUUGCAGGCUACUUUGUCAAUUGGGGGAUUUAUGCACGCAACCACAAUGUCAUAGAUCUCGCACCCGAUGCACACAAGCUCACACACUUGCUAUAUGCUUUUGCCAAUCUCGAGCCUUCUGGCAACGUUAUCCUCGGCGAUGUAUGGGCUGAUAAAGACAAGCAUUUCCCUGCCGAACAAACGAUUGAUGGGCAAGCUGACAGCUGGAAUGACCAAGGCAACAACUUGUAUGGCAACUUUAAGCAACUCUAUCUACUCAAGCAACGCCAUCGACAUCUCAAAGUGACUCUCAGCGUGGGUGGAUAUUCAUGGUCUGCCAAUUUCGGCGCCGUUGCAGCGGAUCCACAGAAAAGGGCUACCUUUAUACAGUCGGCUAUCAAGCAUGUUGCUGAUCUUGGAUUGGAUGGCCUAGAUAUUGAUUGGGAGUAUCCAAAGAAUCCUCAAGAAGCAUUCAAUUUUGUGCAUUUGCUGUACGAGUUACGUAUCGCUCUUGAUCGAUAUCAGCAAAGCUUGGGACAAACAAACGAGCCGCGUUUACUACUCACUUUGGCCGUUGCAUGUGGACCCGACAACUACCGAUUGCUUCGACUACGUGAGAUGGAGCCCUAUGUGGAUAUCUUUUAUUUGAUGGCGUACGAUUUUGCAGGCUCGUGGGAUAGCCAAACAGGGAAUCAAUCAGCAUUACAUGGAGGUUCAAUCAAUGGCCAUCGAGCUGUGACCGAUUAUAUGCAAGCAGGUGUUCCGCCCCAUAAGCUGGUACUUGGCAUUCCUGCGUAUGGUCGUGCCUUUUCCAACACAUCAGGACUUCAUUCGAGCUUUCGAGGUUUACCAAAAGGAACUUGGGGAGAGGAUGGCAUGUAUGAUUACAAAACACUUCCCAUGCCUGGAGCCACCGAACACAACGAUCUUCAAAAUAUGGCCUCCUAUUCAUAUGAUCCUGCAAAACGAGAAUUUGUCUCCUAUGAUACACCCGAAGUCGUUCGAGCCAAAUGCGAAUAUGUUAAACAAAUGCGGCUUGGUGGUGCCAUGUUUUGGGAAUUAUCAGCAGAUCACAAGGACAAUCAUCCACGCAGCUUGCUGAAUACAGUCUACAACUCAUUCGGUGGUCGCCUAGAUACAAUCCCCAAUCAUCUUCGCUUUCCACAAAGUCAAUAUGAUAAUAUCAGAGCGAUGGGAAAUAUGUAA
Molecule: messenger RNA, 1221 nt
Organism: Lichtheimia ornata
Lineage: Eukaryota; Fungi; Mucoromycota; Mucoromycetes; Mucorales; Lichtheimiaceae
Exons: 4
Coding region: 1-1221 (406 amino acids)
Biological process (GO): carbohydrate metabolic process; chitin catabolic process
Cellular component (GO): extracellular region
Molecular function (GO): chitinase activity; chitin binding
Source: RefSeq, a predicted model, not a curated record